This is a messenger RNA of Rosa chinensis, 1907 nucleotides long. RefSeq names its product anthranilate synthase alpha subunit 2, chloroplastic. The transcript is spliced from 11 exons. Gene Ontology annotation, molecular function: anthranilate synthase activity. The coding region runs from base 16 to 1776 and encodes 586 amino acids. NCBI's taxonomy places the organism in Eukaryota, Viridiplantae, Streptophyta, Magnoliopsida, Rosales, Rosaceae. The record is from RefSeq and is a predicted model, not a curated record. Gene Ontology annotation, biological process: L-tryptophan biosynthetic process.
CUCCUCCGCUCCACCAUGGAAACCCUAGCCGCCGUCAGCUCCCGUCAGCUGACGUCAACUCUCGCAUUGCCGUCCACCAUCACCGUCAAUUUCAACGGCCGAGUCUGCAGCUCUCUACCUCUGCUUCGCUCCACUGCGCGUGUCCGUUCACUCAGAUGCUCCGCUAUUUCGUCUCUUUCAGUAGCUGAGCAGUCAGAGAGGUUUUUCGACUCUUCGAAAAAUGGGAAUUUAAUUCCUUUAUACCGAAGUAUAUUUUCGGAUCACUUAACUCCUGUGCUUGCUUACCGGUGUCUGGUUAAGGAGGAUGAUAGAGACGCUCCGAGUUUUCUUUUUGAGGCAGUUGAUCCGGGUUUCAAGGACUCCAAUGUUGGGCGGUACAGUAUUAUUGGAGCGCAACCAACUAUUGAGAUCGUAGCAAAAGAGAACAUGGUUACAGUUAUGGACCAUAGAGAAGGGCGUAGGACAGAGGAGAUUGUGGAGGAUCCAAUGACUGUUCCUCAGAGAAUCACGGAGGGAUGGAUGCCGCAACGUCUUGAUGAGAUGCCAGAAGCAUUUUGUGGUGGAUGGGUUGGUUACUUCUCUUAUGAUACAGUGCGUUAUGUGGAGAAGAAAAAGCUGCCAUUCAGUGGUGCACCACCAGAUGACAGAAAUCUUCCUGAUCUUCAUCUUGGCCUGUAUGAUAGUGUGAUAGUGUUUGAUCAUGUGGAGAAGAAAGCACAUGUAAUUCACUGGGUGCAAUUAGAUCGGUAUUCUUCAGUUGAGGAGGCCUUCAAUGAUGGGAUGAAUAGAUUGGAAACACUGGUAUCUAGAGUGCAUGACAUUAUCACCCCGAGGCUGCCUGCAGGUUCAAUAAAGUUACACACUCAUCUAUUUGGUGCUAAAUUGGAGGAUUCAAACAUGACAAGUGAGGAAUACAAGGAAGCAGUUUUGAAAUCUAAAGAACACAUCUUAGCUGGGGAUAUAUUUCAGAUAGUAUUAAGUCAGCGCUUUGAAAGGCGAACAUUUGCAGACCCAUUCGAAAUUUACCGAUCGUUAAGGAUAGUUAAUCCGAGUCCAUACAUGACUUAUUUACAGGGUAGAGGCUGUAUUCUGGUUGCUUCAAGUCCAGAAAUUCUUACACGUGUUAAGAAUAGAACAAUCACCAAUCGACCUCUUGCUGGGACUGUUAGAAGAGGAAAAACACCUAAAGAAGAUCUAAUGUUGGAAAAUCAGCUUUUGAAUGAUGAAAAGCAAUGCGCAGAGCACAUUAUGCUUGUUGACUUGGGGAGGAAUGAUGUCGGGAAGGUCUCAAAACCUGGUUCUGUCAAAGUUGAGAAGCUCAUGAACAUUGAGCGUUAUUCCCAUGUCAUGCACAUAAGUUCUACUGUCACUGGAGAGUUGCUUGAUCAUUUAAGUAGCUGGGAUGUUCUACGAACUGCAUUGCCGGUUGGGACUGUCAGCGGAGCACCAAAGGUAAAAGCCAUGGAGCUGAUUGAUGAGCUGGAAGUGACUAGACGUGGUCCAUACAGUGGCGGUUUUGGAGGAAUUUCAUUUUCUGGAAACAUGGACAUCGCCCUUGCUCUGAGAACUAUUGUUUUCCCAACUAGCUUUCGAUAUGAUACAAUGUAUUCAUACAAGGACACAAAUAAGCGGCGAGAGUGGGUUGCUCAUCUCCAAGCCGGAGCUGGAAUUGUGGCCGACAGUGUUCCAGCUGAGGAGCAGAGAGAGUGUGAGAACAAAGCUGCUGGUCUUGCACGGGCUAUUGAUCUUGCAGAGUCAUCGUUUGUUGAUAACUGAAUAAAUUUUUCUUCACUUUCAGAUUCUGUUUUUUUAUGCAAUUCCGAGUUUGCCCAAGAAUUGAGUGAGGAAUUUUUCCGGAUUUAUAAUGCAAGUUUAAAGAGAAAAGAUAUGAUGUUAGGAUUGUCUCA